Molecule: messenger RNA, 528 nt
Organism: Stereum hirsutum FP-91666 SS1
Lineage: Eukaryota; Fungi; Basidiomycota; Agaricomycetes; Russulales; Stereaceae
Exons: 6
Coding region: 1-528 (175 amino acids)
Source: RefSeq, a predicted model, not a curated record
AUGUCUGCACCGAUCGUUCUGCUUCAAAUUGGGUCGAACCCUUUCAAUACGGUCUUUGAAGAUGCGCAUGGAGAGGCUGCUUUCACCAUUCAAGAGCGUACCCCGACUACCCCAAACACUCUAGUACGCCUUCGACGCGAGCAGCUAUGGAGCGCCAUAUACCACACCAUCUCUGGUCCCGGGGCCACAUACUUCUAUUUCGGACCUGAAAGCGCACCUGGUUCAGGAUAUAUUGUUUACGGAAACGCGGAGGCGCAGAGCAUGACGAGUGUCGUGAGGAAGAAGAGAGGCAGUGCGAUGAGGUAUUUCACGACUCAUAUGGGAAAGGAGUUGAGGUGGAAGUUGUCGGAUUCCUCGGGGCAUAUGGAGUGCUCCGACGGGAACAAACUCCUCGCCGUCUACCAGGCUAAACACCCAGACCUCCCGCAACAUGCGGUGUUGACGAUACAACCUUCCGCGCUGCCGGUGGUGACUGAGGUGGUGACAACGUUGAUGUUGAUCAGAAUGGGAGGGUCGUUGAGGUGGUGA